GUGGGCGCUGACGGAGACUGAGCGCACGGACCCGGGACAAGGCCCCUGGACCCCGAGGCGGCGAGGCUGCGGCGCGGCGCCCCCUGGAGGCCGCGGGACCCCUUGCCGGUCGGCGCAGGCGCGGCGGGUUCGGGCGCGGGCAUGGCGCUGUGCGCGGAGGACCGGGCGCUGGUGCGCGCCCUGUGGAGGAAGCUGGGCAGCAACGUCGGCGUCUACACGACAGAGGCCCUGGAGAGGACCUUCCUGGCCUUCCCCGCCACGAAGACCUACUUCUCUCACCUGGACCUGAGCCCCGGCUCCGCCCAGGUCAGAGCCCACGGCCAGAAGGUGGCGGACGCGCUGAGCCUCGCGGUGGAGCGCCUGGACGACCUGCCCCGCGCGCUGUCCGCGCUGAGCCACCUGCACGCGCGCCAGCUGCGAGUGGACCCAGCCAGCUUCCAGCUCCUCGGCCACUGCCUGCUGGUCACCCUCGCCCGGCAUUACCCCGGAGACUUCAGCCCCGCGCUGCAGGCGUCGCUGGACAAGUUCCUGAGCCACGUGAUCUCGGCGCUGGCUUCCGAGUACCAGUGAACUACGGGUGGGUGUCCGCGGGACCCCCAGGCGACCCUCCCCGUGUUUGAGUAAAGCCCCCCAAACCUCAGUCUU
Messenger RNA from Sapajus apella (tufted capuchin), 645 nucleotides. It is a transcript of the gene HBQ1, whose product is annotated as hemoglobin subunit theta 1. Gene Ontology annotation, cellular component: blood microparticle; haptoglobin-hemoglobin complex; hemoglobin complex. Lineage: Eukaryota; Metazoa; Chordata; Mammalia; Primates; Cebidae. The transcript is spliced from 3 exons. The record is from RefSeq and is a predicted model, not a curated record. Gene Ontology annotation, biological process: oxygen transport; hydrogen peroxide catabolic process. Gene Ontology annotation, molecular function: haptoglobin binding; iron ion binding; oxygen binding. Bases 142 to 570 code for a protein of 142 amino acids.